AUGGCGACCCCAAGCUCAACACCAACACCAGUUUCAUCACUGACAGCUGUGACAUCACCAGAAAAUGCAUUUCCCCAACUAUCAGACUCCGCAGCAGUUAGUCCAAAUCGACGUUCCUGGAGAUCAAUCAUUGAAUCCAUCCGAUCCACAAGUAGUAACGAGGUUUCCCAUGAUUCGUCAGAGCGGAUUACUGCGUCACACGAAGAAAGGGGUUUUGCGAGGCAGAUAUGGGCAGAUAGGAUAGAAAGCGCAGCGGGAGGAUCGGAGUUCAGCGGCGAUGAUGCAAGCAGCAGCGAAAAAAGUUAG
Messenger RNA from Sclerotinia borealis F-4128, 306 nucleotides. NCBI's taxonomy places the organism in Eukaryota, Fungi, Ascomycota, Leotiomycetes, Helotiales, Sclerotiniaceae. The record is from the annotation of a GenBank genome assembly.